Messenger RNA from Coccinella septempunctata (seven-spotted ladybird), 6496 nucleotides. RefSeq names its product probable Rho GTPase-activating protein CG5521. The record is from RefSeq and is a predicted model, not a curated record. The transcript is spliced from 24 exons. The coding region runs from base 171 to 5705 and encodes 1844 amino acids. Gene Ontology annotation, cellular component: nucleus; cytoplasm. Gene Ontology annotation, biological process: regulation of small GTPase mediated signal transduction; positive regulation of GTPase activity. NCBI's taxonomy places the organism in Eukaryota, Metazoa, Arthropoda, Insecta, Coleoptera, Coccinellidae. Gene Ontology annotation, molecular function: GTPase activator activity.
GUCAACGUCAGUAAAUAAAUAUGUUGUACGUCAGAAGUCAACAUAAAAAAAUAAAUUUUAAAAUGUAAUAUUUACAAAUGCUAGGAAAUUGAUUUUAAAAUAUAUUAUGGACUUCUUUCUUAAUUAGUCAUAAGUGGGAAUAUUAUGCAUUGCAUUAACAUCAGCUCAAAAUGUUCAGUAAACGAAAUCAAUUAGAUGUCAAAAAAUCUACCUCAAAAAUACAAGAUCCUAAAAAAGACUUGGCCACCAGAAUAAAACAUUUAAAAAUUAUAUUAGAUAACGUUGAUGUAUUAGAAGCCAAGGGAUUUUUUGAAGCCAACUUCAGUCAUGUUUACAACAUACUGUAUGAUAGUUUUAUUCAAGCCGAGUACAAUUUGCGCCAACGAGAACUCUCUUUUCAUCUUGUUCAUAAAGCCCAUAAGGAAGAACUAGAAUGUGCAUUAUGGAUUUUGGAACAAGUGUUGAGUUUACUACCGGAACUCAUUCACAAAAGAUGGCAAAUGCACUCUUUGGGAAGGAUCUUGAACAAACUUCUUCACACUGGGAACUCUGUAAAGUUGAGAAGACAGGGUAUCCGUUACUUUUUGAUGUGGUAUCAAGCAUUAAAUGAGAAUGCACCUGACUACGUUGAUGGAAUGUAUGCAUCUUUGGUACCAGGAUUCAUCAAUCCAUCGGCAGUCACCGUACAGCCAACUGGAAUGAGCAUAUUUCAUGAUACAAAUGUUCAUCAUCCUGUUACAUCUGCUGAACUUUUACCCAUUUUACCACCCUCAACCUCAGAAAAACCACCUGAUCACCCAAGCAAGCUGUUUCUAGAGGCUCUCUUGGAACAUAUGGUCCAAUCUGUUGUUAAGCUUGAAUGGCAUGAUAAGCCUGCUUAUUAUAGCCGAUGUUUUCAUUUUUUGUUAGAGAAGUUCAAAGUUUAUUAUUUGCCGAAAAUUUGCCCAAAUUUCAGCUUGGAGACUUCCCUGUAUAAUCCCAUGUUGGACUUACCAGUGAUGAGGAAAGCUGAAGCAGAGAGUGAAUUUGUUUAUUGUAGAGUCACUUUAAUCAUGUGGCUCACAAAUUAUGUUCACCAAACUAAAAAAAAUAUGGAUACCGGCCAACCUUCGAUAGGCAUACAUUCCACACUGAAAGAACACGAAGAAGAAGGACAUCAUGAAUCGGCUCAUCCAAGUUUAGAUUCAAAUUUGUCGCUCCAAAUAAACCGUACCCCAUCUGACGAGGUCUUAGCUGCUCAAAUUGUGAGGGAGGUGUUGUAUAGUUCCAGGGACAAUGUGAAUUUCCUCCAUGAGCUUUUUAGACAAGCCUUUCUGUUGAAUUUCAACCAUGUAAUAGCCAUUAAGAAAACUAUUCAGGUGUAUAAAGAUUUGAUACAGCUGAAUAUUCCUGAAAUGCCUCCCUACAUGUUGGAAUUGCCUGAUGAUAUGAGACUCCCAGAAGAUUUUGGUCAUGACACAAGACCUCCAAGAUUAAGGAACGAUUCUUAUUUGGGUGCAAUCAACAAAGAGAAUUUAUUAGUGAGAGCUGGCAUGCAGAAUGUUCUGCAAUUAUUCAUGACGCACGCCGCAAAUGUCUUUCUGCUGGAGGUUAAUCAGCACAUUCCGAAGAUGUUAGAGGAACAGACUGAUGCUUGCAAAAGGGUACUUAAUAUUUAUCGAUAUAUGGUUAUGAAUACUAGAAUGGACAGUGGUACAUGGGAACAAUUGUUGGUAGUUUUAUUACAAAUUACAUCACUGGUUUUGAACGAAAAUCCUCCUAAAAAAAAGAUGCAGACCCUCGGUGGAAAAUUGGCACCGGCAAUUUUCCAAACUCUCAUUGUGACAUGGAUCAAGGCUAAUUUGAAUGUUUUGAUAUCUCAAGAAUUAUGGGAUAGGUUUCUACACGUUCUUGUUUCUCUCACUAACUGGGAGGACCUCAUCAAGGAAUGGGCGAAAACGAUGGACACCUUGACAAGGGUAUUGGCCAGACAUGUUUACGAGUUAGAUCUAACGGAUCUCCCGUUGGACAGGUUGGCGGAACAAAAAAACAAAAGAAUGGGUCGAAGGCCCACCAGUAGACCUGAAAGCGGCCUUACUGGACAGGCUUUCGAGAAUAAUCAUCCAACCAGCACCAGGCAAGAAUCGGUUAUUAGCGAUGGAAGUAGUGGGAUAAGAAGAAGGCGAUCUACACUUUCAAGGAGCUCUAGCGAAACGGAUUUGUACGAAAAAAGAAAACAAGUGCACAGACCUAGAAAUACACUGGUCAGGCACAGAAGGUCAUUAUCACUGGAUAGUUUGAUGGUCCAUGACGUUGAGUCGAUAGAUAGGAGCAGGUCUCCUAGUCCAGCGCCAUCUAGCGGUGUUGAAUGUAAUUCCAUCAAGGAUUCGCCGCUCCAACUCGACAUGAUGGCUGAACACCAUCAUCAUCAUUUGGAAAGUCCCUCGUUUGGGGAAAAAAGGGGGGUGGUGUGUGGGGGAAGCGUCAGAGGGUGGCUACCCGAUGUGGCCGUAAUACUUUGGAAAAGAAUGCUGGGGGCGCUAGGGGAUGUUAACAGUAUUGCUGAUUACAAACUUCAUCAUCAAGUAUUCCAAUAUCUUGUGAAGUUAACUGAUACGUUAAUCAAGAUUAAGCACAAUCAGGGUGUAUCUUCGGACAAUUUAAGCACACCGCAACCACCCGAAUUGGUACCACCUUUAACAUUAAUUCUUCCAUGGUGUUUUGGAGCUCUAAUAUUACCUGAGGUAUACGAACCAGGCAAAUUGGAUGCUCUGAGAUUACUAUGUACAAUAACUCUAAACUGUGAUUCCAAAUAUAGGACUUAUUUACCCCAGUUUUAUCAUUUUUUGCAUUUAGCUUUAACAGGUCCGUCCAAAUCUUACCUGAAUACAGCUUUAAAGCAUCUAGGUCCCAGAUUCCUUUCUCUUCAACUGCCAGGCUCCUCUAUUCUAAUCCUAGAUCUCAUACAUGCCUGUAAUACUGUCUUGAAUUCCACCGAAUCCUUGGAGACUUCUCCGAGGACUGAGGCUGUUUCGAUAAUAGCGAACUUAUUGAGCAAGCCGAACGAUUUGAAUUCCCUUUAUGUUCUGCAACCUGAACGAGAUAUGCACCUGAUGGCUUGUCCGGAUAUUAAGGAACAUGUCGUGAGUAUUCUUCUCAGAGCCGGAAGGAGAGAAGCAAGAGGAAAGGCAAGAUCUAUAGCUCUCUCCGCGUUGGGAAUAUAUGUUUAUAAAGAAUUGAGCAACAAAACAUUCCAUUCUAAAGUUACUGAUGCAAUCGAUGUUAUCCUGCAGUCAUUAAAAUUCAACAACAAAGUAAUAGCUCAACUUGCUAGUAACAUCUUGUUUCUUCUUUGCGAUCAUGCCACGUUACUGUGGAACGAAUAUCCGAGACAAGGAAAUGCCAUUAUCAGUACUUUGUGCUCUGCGCUUUUCACCCAUGCUCCUUUGGGUUCCACAGCUGGGGAGAGCGACAAGGCGCUUGGCACAGCCUUGCUUCUUUGCCUUGGCGAGUGGUGUAUGAGGAUUGGACCCAAGAAGCUGUUGGAAACCUCUCAAUACGGCGAGAAUAGAGAGAGCAGCUUAUUGCUGCAAGUGUUCACAGUUCUGUUCAAAAUAGUCACUGGAAAGGCUUCGACAGAACAUCUCGGUGGACUCAGCCAGCCCUCCAUGCAAAACGAUUUCGACCCAAACAUUUUGUCCGACGAUUUGAAUAAGGUCACGUCUCCUGUCUCGUCUCCGUCCAAAAAUCAAGUGUGUCAGAGGACCAUCAAUCUCUGCGCGAAAACAGUUCUGACCCAUUUGGUAACACAUUUGGGUCAUUUCCCAAUGGCCAUCGGGGCUGCUAGACUGAGUUCCAUGGUGGUGGAGCAUGAUGACGUUCCCAAUUUGGGCUCUGACGAAUUAUCGCACAAUAUUUUUUCGGCUCCUAACAUACAGCUGUUCAUGUUCAAUCCUAACGUGAUUGCGAGCUUCAUCGAACUGCCAACCUUAGAUUUGCCAGGAGGAGGAGUGACUGCAGGUCUGUCAACUGCCGAUACUCAAGUUCGGGUUCUUUUGAGAGAUUUAUCCGGUAAAGCGAGUUGGGACGCUUCCAUCCUGUAUAAAAAGCCGGAUCAGGAGGAGGAACCCCAAGAACCUCCAACAGCGAGUCACAGAAAUGAGACUGAGCCGGCACAGUUGGAAAGUUUAAUGAUCGACAAUUUCCAGCACAGUUUACCGCAGAGAGCUAUGAGACACAGGCCACCCAGUGUACUUCCGGACGUUUCAAACAGUGCUCCCGAUUUGGAUCAACUGGAUGAUCUACUUCAAUACUUAGGUCACAGUAGUUCGGAAUGCUUAGAAAAUAUUCACCGUAAACUGAACGAACCUUCAGAACCUCCUGUCUCUCUCGAACUAGAGCAGGAGGCGAUUGCGUCUGUGAUAAAUCAAAGAAAUGUAGAAAUGGAUGAGUAUAGGUUGACCUCCCACUUGGAAUCCAUGGUUGGUCAACCUGCUGCACGACCUGACAGUAAAGGUGAUACAUCUAAUGCUUCUGUGGAAAUAACUAGUUUACAACAAGCUCCAAUGGGUAUAGUCGACCAAAAGGAAUUCCAACAGUGUCGACUGCUCUUUUCGCAACUCGGUUUAACUGGAUGGGACAAAAGACAACAACUGCAUUUACUGAAUAAGACUGAACGUUUAUUGAGGGAACUGAGGAAUCUAGAUGGGCAAUGCUGCAGGGAAACGCAUAAGGUGGCGAUAAUUUACGUUGGACCAGGUCAAGAAGACAAGAAUUCCAUAUUGUCCAAUCAAGGAGGCAGUGCACUUUUCGAACAAUUUCUAGCCUCUUUGGCUUGGGAGAUCGAGCUUGAAAACCAUACAGGUUUUCUCGGAGGUUUGCAAAGAGGGGGCUCCACAGGAUUGAGCGCACCGUAUUACGCUACUAGUUUCCUUGAAGUUAUAUUCCAUGUAGCUACUAGAAUGCCAAGUGAUAGUCCAGAAGCCGUACUUAAUAAGACAAGACAUUUGGGCAACGAUGAAGUUCACAUAGUAUGGUCGGAGCACAGUCGCGACUACAGGAGAGAUAUAAUUCCCACUGAAUUCUGUGAUAUAUUGAUUACUAUUUAUCCACUUGGGAAUGAUUUACAUAGAGUUACUGUUAAUUGCAAACCGGAUGUCCCACAUUUUGGAGUUCUUUUCGAUGAAGCCAUUGUGGAGACCAAUGUGUUGGCAGGUUUGGUACGCUCCACUGCAAUUUGUGCAAGUAGAGCCAAAAGGACCACCUUAACACAUUAUCAACAAUAUUAUGAGGAAAGAGCGAGAUCCCUGAGAACUGUAGUGUCUGAUCAUAAAGAAAGUACAAUCUAUGAAGAUUUUAUAUCGCGAGUGUACAGCCCAGUAUGUUCUUCUCUCUCCUUACUUGGAAAUUCUUCGGGAAGCGGAAUGACCAUAGAUUCCUUAUCUUGCUCAAGUUCUUCAACUUUAGCAGCGGCACUUUUGGAUUCUCACGGCCAUUCUCAUAGGUCCAGCCAGAAAGGAGAUCCGAAAGGAAAAGGCUCUGAUAUGAAUAAAGGAGUGUGGUUCAACAGUUCUGACAUCUCUCAAAACGUGGAAUCCACAAGUAUUUCUCCGCGACCUUUGAAGAAAAUCACCACCAGUUUGAAGAAUGUCCCGAGGAGGGUUCAUAAACAAGAAUCAUCAGAUACACCACCCGAAAGUCCGCAACAAAUGAUACGAAAAAAAUGAACUAACCACAGUCAAGAGGUGAACUAUUAGCAUUACUUCAUAUGAAAAUCGGAGGAACCAUCAACUUGUGUAUUAUAAAUAUCGAUUUGCAGUUGAAUGUUCAUGUUUAAGAUUCAAAAGUCUUAUUUACAUUUAGAGCAUAUCAUUUAAAAAUUCGUACUAAUGAAUCAAAUUUCUAAUUAGAUUAAUACUUCAAACACCAAAUUCAAUAAAAUCUAUUAAUAAUAAGUAUUUCAGAUAUGAAGCUAUAGGUACAAAUCGAUUAGAUUGGAAUAAUGCAGAGGGCGGGUUUGAAUACACUAUAUUCAGGUUUUUCAUCUACAGAUGCAAGCAUUUAGUUUUUUCUUUGAAUAAUCAAAGUGAUUAUCAAGUAUUCCACAAACAUUCGGAUAAGUGUACGCCAUUUUUAAAAUGUAGUUAUUUAUUUCAUUUUUAAAUUACAAACAGUAUCUAUUUUGUUAUGUUUGUUUAUUUAUUUAUAUUUGGACAGUAUUCACAACUGAAAAUUCGCUCAUAUUGCAAUAUUCGUCGAUGUUACAAUGUAUUUCAUAUUUUUUUAUGCGAAAAUAUAUAUAUAUUUAUAAAUAUAGUUAUAAGUGUUAAAAAAUAUUUUAUUUUCGAUGAUUUUGGCAAUUGGGGAGAAUUUUCGUGUUGUUCCAGUAUUAUUGCUGAUUGUAUGAAGUUUUAAUUCCAUGUUCUAAUGCAUAUAAGAAAGAAUGUGUAUAAUUGUAAAAUAUUUUCAUGAUGUACUUACUAUUGAAAGCUUUAUUAAUAAAAUUUAAUUAAUUACC